GAACUCUGGCACCUAUGUCUAGAUACCACUACAUCCUUCUCUCCCUUUACCCCCCAUUUCCCCCAAACUCCGAGCUAAAAAUCCGCCAAUCUAUCCAAGAAGCUCUCAUCCAGUCUUUUGGCGUUGCUCUAGGGUCGACUUACGUCGACAUAAUAUCUAUUAAAGACGAUGGGAGUGAAGCAGUCCUGCGUGCUGACGUUGGUGAUGCUAAGCCAAUCAUGGCAUCCUUGGCUGCAUAUACCUCGAGCAUGCGAGUCGUGAAAGAUACGGCGUUUUUACCGGCGCUUCUGGCCACACGAGUCCGAUUUUGAGCAUUGAGUCCGUAUUCGUUGAACCCUCGAAGUUUGGUAGUCGAGAACUAAACCCCGUUUUCCGGCUGGGAAGUUUUUGACGAGCAGAACCCUCACACUAUUAAUAAAGGGCGUCGGAGUGGAGUCGCGGUUCGAAUCAGCUACGCGACGUACAGUACACAUCCAUCGGCUCAGGGCCCACAACAAGUCUUUUUUUUCGUUGUGUGGGGUUGUAAAAAGCGAAAAUAAAGUAACCUUUUAUAGAACAUCUUGUCCGUGACAUCAAGUCAUAAUGCAUAAUGCACCCUCCUGACCAACCGCACCAAUCACGAAUGCGGUAGACUUAUGAGCUCCCUCUUACGCGAUAUAGAGAGAGCUCAAUGGGACAUGGCCUGAGUCCCCCGACACAACGGUUACCUUCC
Marasmius oreades (fairy-ring Marasmius) is the source of this 712-nucleotide messenger RNA. RefSeq lists its product as uncharacterized. The transcript has 4 exons. Bases 15 to 311 code for a protein of 98 amino acids. NCBI's taxonomy places the organism in Eukaryota, Fungi, Basidiomycota, Agaricomycetes, Agaricales, Marasmiaceae. The record is from RefSeq and is a predicted model, not a curated record.